GCUAAUGCAAAGUGAAGCAAGAAAGGAGUGGGGUUAGGCUUUGGCUGUGGGUUCUGUACUGUCUUAGCUUGUCCCCUCCACUAAACACAGUUCUCUCUCUUUCUCUUUAUCUCUCACACACAAAAACAGUCUUAAGUCCAAAUGGGGCACUACUACAUUGGCUUCCUUUGCCUUUUGGUUCUGUGCUUGCCAAGCAAUUGUCUAUGUCUGUUGCUUCUGCUCCCCCUUCACAGAGCUGCAAAUGGGGGAGGAAUCAUACUCUGAAUUUCUUGUUAUUAUUUGAUGCCCCUCUCUCUUUCCUUCUCAUCUUUUAGAUUACCCAACUGCUUUUUCACACUACAAACUCUCUUGCUAUGCUAUCCUAUCCUCACCAAGAAAAAUGACUUCUUUUUCUCUUUGCUAUUUUGUGAAACCCCUUUGCCCUUUAUGGAUUUUCUUGCUCAAAAUUGAUUGCUUUUUGGGAUAAUUCAUCUGGCAAUUAUCUUGGAACUUUCAUAGAGCUUAUGGAAACAUUCUUAAUUGCUCAUUUCAGCCUAUUUCUUGAUCAAUGUUCUUUGCCCCUUUGUUUUGUUGUGUUAGUUGCGUUUUUUUUUGUGGUUGUCUAAUGCUAGAGUGACUCUCAAGUGUUUGGUUCAAGAAAAGCAUAAAGUUGGAAACUUUUUCAUCUGGGAAUUCAUGGAAUUCGAUCUGAAUCAUGCUGUGAGUGAAGUGGAGAAGAAUAAUGCAUGUGUGAACGGAGAAGAAUGUGAAGGUGGUAGUGGUGAUUAUGCGUUUCUGCAAACUUCAAUUUUUUCACCGAAUGCUGCCUCUCACUCAUCUUCUUCUUCUUCCCCUUGUUCAGAAUCUGCUCCACCAUCGAUAUAUGUGGAGCUCUGGCAUGCUUGUGCUGGACCUCUCACCAGCUUGCCCAAGAAGGGAAAUGUAGUGGUCUAUUUCCCUCAAGGCCACAUGGAGCAGGCUGCCUCUGCCUCCCCCUUUCCUCCUAUGGAUGUCCCCACUUUUGAUCUUCCUCCACAGAUCUUUUGCCGGGUUGUUGAUGUUCAGCUUCUUGCAAACAAGGAGAAUGAUGAGGUUUACACUCAACUGAAUCUGCUUCCUCUACCAGAGGUCGAAGGGGUGAAAUCGAACGGCGAAGAGAGUGAAAGUGUGGGUACUGGCGAGGAUGGGUAUGGUGUCAUGCCUGCAAAGUCGACUUCCCACAUGUUCUGCAAGACCUUGACUGCUUCAGAUACCAGUACCCAUGGUGGAUUUUCUGUUCCUCGUAGAGCCGCUGAAGACUGCUUCCCCCCUCUGGAUUAUAAAGAGCAGAGGCCCUCCCAGGAACUCAUAGCCAAAGACCUGCAUGGAGUGGAGUGGAAGUUCAGACACAUUUAUAGAGGCCAGCCAAGGCGGCAUUUGCUCACUACUGGUUGGAGUAUAUUUGUUAGUCAGAAAAAUCUUGUUUCGGGGGAUGCUGUCCUCUUUCUGAGAGGAGAAACUGGAGAACUACGGUUAGGGAUUAGACGAGCUGCUCGGCCUAGGAAUGGCUUGCCUGAUUCGAUCAUUAAGAAUCAGAGUUCUUAUCCCAAUGUCCUCUCUCCAGUUGCAAAUGCUAUAUCAAGCAACAACUCUUUUCAUGUUUUCUACAGCCCAAGGGCGAGCCAUGCUGAUUUUAUUAUCCCCGCCAAGAAAUAUGUGAAGUGUACCACCAGCCGUGUACCUGUUGGGACAAGAUUCAGAAUGCGAUUCGAUUUUGAUGAUUCUCCUGAAAGAAGGUUCAGUGGAGUGGUGACUGGAGUCGGUGAUAUGGAUCCCUAUCGAUGGCAGAACUCGAAAUGGAGAUGCCUGAUGGUGCGUUGGGACGAGGACAUCAUGAGUAACCACCAAGAACGAGUUUCUCCAUGGGACAUUGAUUUAUCAGGUAACUAUGCACCUCUGAGUAUCCAGUCCUCACCUAGGAUGAAGAAACUGAGGUCGAAUCUGCACGUUGCCCCGCAUGGUAGCCCGAUUGCUGGUGGGGACGCUGUUUUGGACUUUGAGGAGUCGGUACGAUCCUCCAAGGUCUUGCAAGGUCAAGAAAAUGUAGGUCUAGUUUCACCUUUCUACAGAGGUGAUCGUGUGAACCGCCAGCUCGAUUUUGGUGUGCAACCUACCACACUUAAUCCUGUGCCAAACGGGAUGGAUAAAAUGAACUAUGGCGAGUUUAUGAGAAACCACGCGCCCGCCAACUUCACAGGCUUUCUGGAAUCCACUUGGUUUCCUAAGGUCUUGCAAGGUCAAGAAAUUUGCUCAUUCAAAUCUCUCACGGGGAGAAGUAGCUCGGAUCUCGGUGUUUGGUCAAAACCUCAGCAUGGUUACAACAUUCACAAUCAGAGGCCGAUGCCCAGCUUCUAUCCCCUGGCUUCAGAAGGUUCUAGAAGCAUGUCGAUUCCGCACAAGAGCAUCCAUACAGGAGGACCCAUGCUGUCCAACUUCUCCAAUUUCCAAACAGGAAAUCAUGUUCUGAGCCCUACUUCUAUUCUGAGUGGGACAAAAGCCGAUGUAGGUCGAAUGCCACAUCUGACAAACGAACCGAGGGCGCUGGAGAGGACGUCUGGUCUUAAAAAUGUGAACAGUGAAAGCAACUUGAAGGAGAAUGUUCCGAGCUGCAAGAUAUUCGGUUUCUCCUUGACAGAAGAUCCUGCUGCCAUCAAUCUACAGGGCCCUAGCAAGAGGAGCUGUACAAAGGUUCACAAACAAGGUAGCUUGGUGGGGAGAGCCAUUGAUCUUUUGAGAUUGAAUGGCUAUGAUGAUUUGCUGACUGAACUCGAGAGGCUGUUCAACAUGGAGGGCCUCUUGUGCGAUCCAAAUCAUGGAUGGCGCAUACUGUACACUGAUAGUGAGAACGACAUGAUGGUGGUUGGCGACGACCCUUGGCACGAGUUUGUUGAGGUGGCGACGAAGAUCCACAUAUACACACAAGAGGAGGUGGAGAAGCUGACCAUUGGAAUGAACAGCGACGACACCAAGAGCUGCCUAGAAGAAGCGCCAUCAGCGCCUGAUGUGUCCAAGUCGUCGUCAGUAGGGGAGCCCGAUUCUUCCCCAACUGUGAUAAGGAUGUGAGGACGAGGUUCGUGUAAGCUACUAAAUAAAGUGUGGUCGUGUUCGUGUUCGUGUUCGUGGUACGAAGGAAACGAUGUAGUUGAAGUAGGUAGAUUUGGUUAUUAUUAUGUAUGAAUGCUAUUUAUUCCUCUCUAUAAACAUGAGUUGGUUUGUGUUGGUGCUUUGUCUAAUGUAAUGUUGUUAUGCUGUUGCACAAUUGAGACACAGAGAGAGAAUAUUAUUGUUUUGUUUUUCUUC
Salvia hispanica is the source of this 3318-nucleotide messenger RNA. RefSeq names its product auxin response factor 4-like. The record is from RefSeq and is a predicted model, not a curated record. NCBI's taxonomy places the organism in Eukaryota, Viridiplantae, Streptophyta, Magnoliopsida, Lamiales, Lamiaceae. Gene Ontology annotation, cellular component: nucleus. Gene Ontology annotation, biological process: regulation of DNA-templated transcription; response to hormone. Gene Ontology annotation, molecular function: DNA binding.